UUUAUGUAUUGAGAGAAGACAGCACGAACUGUUUUUUCUUCUUCACUACAUCCUAGAUCCAUCCACAUUAUCUGUGGUAAGGCAAACCAAUAAUUAUUGUAGCCUAAGGUCUACCACUGAACCAUGCAUAUAUGUUUUUGUAAAUAGUAGAUUUUAAAUUUUUGUUACACAAAUAGAAUACAGCUAAAAACCUAGCUUGUUGAAGAAUUACUUCCUUUGCUUUUCUUUAAUUCCCUUUGUAAGUAUGAGCGGAUGGCAUAUGAUGACUAAACCCCAAACAGGAAAUUGCUAAUCUGGGACAUUUUUUCUCAUGACAUUUCAGCAUCUUGAAAUGCAAACUCCACACUCUUAUCUUAGAAUUUAGGUUAAACAUGAAAUCUUUAUUAGAAAGCAGUAGAUAUUAGUAAUUAAGUCUGCUUGACUAGAUAACUUAAGGGGAAACAGGUGUUUGAGUUCGGUGUUAUCAUUACGGAAGCUUAAAACUACUUUGAAAGAUAGACAUUCCUUUGGUCCCUCUCUUCUGGCUUCAUCUUUAGUCUGUACUGACUCUCGGGGUAAAGCAGAAGUUUUGGAGUACCACUGUUAAGUCUGCAGGUCCUUUUUACUCCCACAGUUUUACUUGUAGUUGCUUGGUGUGCAUUCCCAAAUAGAUGGAAAUAAAGAUAAGCAAGGGGUUGUUUCUUAAAAUAUUGCAAAAGGUGAUUGAUUAUGAAGUUACCAAACAUGGCAGUACAUUUUACAUAAUGGUAACUUAAUAUCUCUUUUGUGGAUAUAUGAACAAAAUUGUAUCAGAACUAGGGACUUGUUGUUUAUUCUGGCUGACUGACCAGAAACAAAGGAAGAGGUUUGCUUUGGGCUUUAAAUGUCUUGUUCUUACAAGGAUAAAUUGAUUUUUAUGGUAUAUAAUUUAGAUACAAGUGAGCUAUUACAUCAUGAAAAUGAGUUGUUAUAUGGAGUUGUUCAAACUGGAGAAAGAUGAAAUAUGAGUUGUGUUCAAAUGGAUGCACACAAUAUGGUACAUAAAGCAAAACGAGGGUGUGAAACCUUAGGUGUAAAGAGAGUCUGUUUAGAGAGAAUAAGGCAGUGUAUAAAGUAUGAAGUGUAACAUGAUACUUAACUUUGGAGUAAAUAGAAAACUUGCCAAUUGGGAAAAUCAUAAAAUGAAAUAAAAUGUUGAGCAGUUGUACCUCUAAAGAAAAAACUAAAUAAAUUAGGCAGUUUAGCCCAGAGAAGGAAGGACCAUGAGGAGAAAUGAAUUUGUCUUGGUGUUUUAAAGGUUACUAUACAGAAGAGAAUGAAAAAGAAAAAUAUUUAAAUUGUAUAGCAUUCAGGUGAAGUGUGAGAGAAUUCCUUGGGAUAUGAAACCAAGUUUCCCCCCCCCCCCCCGCUCUGGAAAUAUGGGAGAAGUACUUAUUAAUGUGGCAUAUUUCUGUAUAAAAAGAGGACCAGAUUCAUUUAUCAGAUACUCAUUUGAGCACUUAAUAUGUGCCAGGAACUUGGGAGACAUCAGUAAACAAAGACUACCCUCAUAGACCGGUUGUUUAGAGUCAUAGGUGCUGAAUUGCAAGAUUGCAAAAGGCAGAGGCAGUUGCUUGUAAGAAUGUAACAACUUCAUUUGAUAAUAGUGAUCAGUAGAGAAUACUUAUAGUCUGGGGUCCUUUAUGGAAGCCUUAAAUAUGUUUUCAUUCCUGUGAUGUUAUUUCCUUCAGAUGUUAGCUAGGGGCACUGUGUGUUGGGGAAAACUCAUUGCUCAUCUGGGGGAACAGAAUACCAUAUGUGAAAUUACUGUUUCUUUGCUGUCCUAUUUUAUGCCAUAGGUCUGAUCGAUGCCAUGGUGAUCCUGUUCAGGAUCACUUGCUAUUUAAGAAGACUCUCCUGCCAGUCUGGAAGAUGAUAGCCAGUCACAGGUUCAGCAGUCCGUUUCUGAAGCCUGUGUCAGAAAGGCAGGCCCCAGGAUACAAGGAUGUGGUGAAAAGGUCAGUGGAAAAGGGGUCAAGAAAGACCCAUGGACUUAACUAGCCUGAAAAGGAAUCUGUCCAAGGGACGGAUUCGCACCAUGGCUCAGUUCCAGCGGGACCUGAUGCUGAUGUUCCAAAAUGCUGUGAUGUACAAUGACUCUGAUCAUCAUGUAUACCAUAUGGCUGUGGAGAUGCAGCGAGAAGUCUUGGAGCAGAUUCAGGUGCUGAGUAUUUGGUUAGACAAAAGAAGAGACUUAAAUAGUCUGGAAUGAAAACUAACCAACCCUAUGGAUGAUGGAAAACCUGUUUUGCUAACUUGGAGCUGCUUCCCUGAACUUUUCUGGAUUUUGGACCUUUCACUGAGACUCUGACUUACUGAAGAUCCCAAUACUUGUUUACCAUUUCUCUGUUGUCUUUUCUAAUAAGAAUUACACCUUAACUAACAACCAAAGAGUUUAAGGUGCUUGUGGACAUGAUAUAAAGAAAACACAGAAAACAGAUUUGGGGUUAUGCCAUAUAUGUUGCCCACAUCUUUGUUCCGUAAGGUUAAUUUAGAGUUGAUACACGUGAAGAAUCUUAAAUUGUAGCUGAAAAGCCAGAAUGGAGCUAUCAAUGCCCCCACCUCAGAUCUACGUAGAAAAGACUCUGGCUAUUAUCAAACCAGAUAUUGUUGACAAAGAGGAGGAGAUACAAGAUAUUAUUCUCAGAUCUGGAUUCACCAUUGUUCAGAGAAGAAAACUGCAUCUCAGCCCUGAGCACUGUAGUAACUUUUAUGUGGAACAAUACGGGAAAAUGUUUUUCCCCAAUUUAACAGCUUACAUGAGUUCUGGACCACUUGUUGCCAUGAUAUUAGCUAGAUAUAACGCCAUCUCUUACUGGAAAGAACUCUUGGGACCAAGUAAUAGCUUAGUAGCUAAGGAGACACACCCAGACAGUCUGAGGGCGAUUUAUGGCACAGAUGAGCUAAGAAAUGCACUUCAUGGAAGUAAUGAUUUUGCUGCAGCAGAAAGAGAAAUUCGAUUCAUGUUUCCUGCAGUGAUUGUUGAGCCCAUUCCAGUUGGACAAGCUGCUAAGGACUAUUUAAAUUUGUAUGUAACGCCAACUCUGCUUAAAGGACUCACAGAACUUUGUAAGCAAAAACCAGCAGAUCCUUUUAUUUGGCUAGCUGAUUGGCUGCUGAAAAAUAAUCCCAACAAACCUAAACUGUGUCAUCAUCCAGUUGCGGAAGAAUCUUAUUAAAAUAAAACCCUCAAAGAACAAAUCAUGAGCUGUCUUACUAUAAAAGGCAUGCUUCUACUUAAGAAAAAAGUAACUCCUAAGGGUUUAUGUAACUACAUGUGAACUUAUUUCUU
This is a messenger RNA of Cervus elaphus (red deer), 3310 nucleotides long. RefSeq names its product NME/NM23 family member 5 (gene NME5). Bases 2559 to 3197 code for a protein of 212 amino acids. Lineage: Eukaryota; Metazoa; Chordata; Mammalia; Artiodactyla; Cervidae. Gene Ontology annotation, molecular function: nucleoside diphosphate kinase activity. The transcript has 9 exons. Gene Ontology annotation, biological process: UTP biosynthetic process; GTP biosynthetic process; CTP biosynthetic process. The record is from RefSeq and is a predicted model, not a curated record.